This is a messenger RNA of Dioszegia hungarica, 1572 nucleotides long. RefSeq lists its product as uncharacterized. Bases 1 to 1572 code for a protein of 523 amino acids. The record is from RefSeq and is a predicted model, not a curated record. NCBI's taxonomy places the organism in Eukaryota, Fungi, Basidiomycota, Tremellomycetes, Tremellales, Bulleribasidiaceae. Gene Ontology annotation, molecular function: kynurenine 3-monooxygenase activity; FAD binding; NAD(P)H oxidase H2O2-forming activity. Gene Ontology annotation, cellular component: mitochondrial outer membrane. The transcript has 8 exons. Gene Ontology annotation, biological process: NAD+ metabolic process; L-tryptophan catabolic process; quinolinate biosynthetic process.
AUGUCAACCCCAAGACCGCGAAAAGCGCUCGUGAUUGGCGCAGGACCGGUCGGAUCGCUCACUGCGAUCUGCCUUCAUCGACGAGUAUGGGAGGUGGAAGUGUGGGAGUCUAGAGAGGACCCCAGAGGUCAGUCGACGGAAAUGGCGAAUCUGCGAUCGAUCAACCUCAACAUGUCGGCUCGUGGUCUUGAGGCUUUACGAUCUGUGGAUCCUUCACUAGCCGAGAUGCUGCAGAACGAGUCCAUCCCAAUGAAAGGUCGAAUGAUCCACCACGUCUCCCCUACCAUGCCCCCCUCCUCACAGAUAUACGAUCCCCGCACCCAUCAAGUCGGCUACUCCCUCUCCCGCCCUAUCCUGAACCAGCGCCUCGUGGAGGCUCUCCCCUCCGACGUCAAGAUCCGGUUCAAGACCAAGCUUAGCAGGGUGGACUUCCGCAAGCGCCGCGCCUGGGGGAUCGGGGCGGAGGGUGGGAAGGCGUACAAACUCGGAGAUGAGGCUGGGGGUGCGAAUGGGGAUAAGAGCGAUGGGAAGACGGAGGAGGCGGAGGAAGAUCAUGAAGGAACGGGAUUCGAUCUGAUUAUCGGGGCGGAUGGGAGCUGGAGUAAGACUCGGUCAGAAAUGAUGCGUGUAGAGCGGGUAGACUUUUCCCAGUCGUUCAUCCAGCACGCAUAUAUCGAGCUGCAUAUGCCGCCUGAUGCGUCAAAGCCUGGCGGAUACGCGAUGGACGCAAACCACCUGCACAUCUGGCCAAGGCACUCCUUCAUGCUCAUCGGCCUGCCAAAUAAGGACGGCUCUUUCACCCUCACCCUCUUCCUUCCCUUCUCGUCUCUCGCAACACUCGAGACCCGCCCCGCCGCCGAAGCGUUCUUCAGGGACAACUUCCCCUCAGCGGUCGACAUUGUCGGUAUCAAGCCCCUAGUCGACGACUUCGAGAACAACCCUCGAGGUAAUCUCGUCACCACUCAUGUCCUGCCAACCAGCUAUUCGAGUCAUGCAGUCCUCCUCGGCGAUGCGUCACAUAGCAUGGUCCCCUUCUACGGCCAAGGGCUGAAUUGUGGACUCGAGGACGUCCGUGUCUUCAACUCUUACCUCGAGCGCUUCAAUGUCCCGCCAACGACCACUUUACCCCUUGGCGAGACUGAGCCUGUCCUGGAACAAGCUCUCGCAGCAUACUCGGACGAGCGCGAUAAGGACCUGCGCGCCAUUACCGAGCUCGCCAUGCAGAACUACGUUGAAAUGCGCUCCAAAGUCCUCUCGCCCCUGCACAUCCUCCGGCGGCAUCUCGAUACCCUCCUCUCCAACCUCAUCCCCCGGCCCGCCUCUGCCUCCCCAGCAAGCGGUUUCGGUAUCUCCCUGACCGACCCCUUCCCUGGUCAGCCCGUACGCGGCUGGAACUCGUUGUACGAGAUGGUGACUUUCCGGCCUGAUAUUGGGUACGCGGCGGCGCUGGAGCGAGAGAAAUGGCAGGGGAGAGUGGUGGAGCGCGUAGCGUGGGGAUUGGGAGUUGGAACGGUGGGUGUGGCAGGUGUGGCGGCAAGCUGGGGUUACAGAAUGUGGGCGAGAAGGGCAUGA